Molecule: messenger RNA, 744 nt
Organism: Paramecium sonneborni
Lineage: Eukaryota; Ciliophora; Oligohymenophorea; Peniculida; Parameciidae
Source: the annotation of a GenBank genome assembly
CCAAGAGAUUAUGAUCAAUUCAAAGCAUAAAUUACUUUACUUUUUUAAAAUGAAUACUUCUACUUCUAUUACUAAUAAGCACUAAUCCUUCAAAAGAGUGAAAGAAAGACUUGUAUGUGAAGCAAUUGAGAAAGUUGAAAGAUGGAGAUAAAUGUUUACUGAAGGAUUAUAAACAAAUAAUGGUGAAAUAAUCAAAGUUACAUUGAAUUAAGCAGCUGAUAUAGUUGGAAUACCUAAAAAAACCCUUGAAGAUUAUACUCAACUAUUUAAAAAGGUGAGAUUACUUACUACAGAUAUUAAGCAAUUUUCUAAUGAAAAGAUGGGAUUUCUAAGAAGCUAUUUAAGAAAGAAUCAAAAUAAACUUAAAAAGAAGCUUAAAGAUCUUAGACUUAAAGAGCUUGAAGCCUAAAAAAAGACUUAAGAGAAGAUUUAAUAGUAAAAUUAAUUACUAAAACAAAAAUUACAUGAUGAAGCUGAAACCACAGAAACUUAUGUUGCUCAAUAGGAAUCAUCAAAUCAAAUCAUAAGUGAUGAGUAAAAUUAUAUUGAUACUUAAUUAUAAUUUUUUCAGGUAAUUUAAUUUUUAUAUUUACUUUAGGAAGAGGAUUAAAAUUUUCAAGAUUAUGAAAGCCACUAGUGUUAUUUUAAUAGAGUAUCUAAUUUCUAAUAAGAGGAAGAUAUUGAAAAUUAUUUCCAAUCUAUCUAAUGAAUCAGAAUAAAAUAUUUAUUUAACACAAAUUACAC